UUGUUGAGGCAGCGGAUCCCAUUCGACCAGUUGUGCGAUCGAAGUCGUCGAGUUCAGAUUGAAAUUGCGAAUACAAUUAACUAAGAAACGAAUUCAUUCCUACUCUAUCAAUUCCAGAUAAAAAAAUUCUAAAAAUUGAUCAAUUAAUUCUCAAGAAAAAAAAAUUACUCGAAAUAAUGCCGAAAGCGAAAGCAGAGCCGGAAGAGAGUGCGAUGGGCUUCAAAGACAAGCAGAAGGCAUUGGAUACUCUGAAAGUCUUGGAUGGUCGCGAUAUCAGUUAUCAGUACAACGUUAUCAGUGGAUUCGUCAGACGUGGCAAGCGGGUUUUGGAAAUUACUAAGGAUGGAGAGAAGCUCGCGAAAAUUCGGGAGGCCCUGGAGGUUUUCAACGAGUGGUUGGAGGAUUAUAAGAAGAAGGGGAGAAGUAAAGAGAAUUUCAAUUAUUUAUCGUUGGAGAUUGUUGAAGCCUACAAGGCACUCGCUGAGAGUUAUGGAAUCCUAAAUGAAGAUUUUCUGAAAGCUUACAGAGAGGAAAAAGGAGACUAUAAACCCCUCCGAGAGGUGAAAACCCCUGCAGGAGAGGUGACGUGGGACAUCGAGAGGAAUAGAAAACUGAAGGAAAUAGUGUCUAAAAUGAAAUCAAGUUAUAUACCUUGGUACAAAGUUGAUGAUGGAGUUUAUCGGGGUCUGCCCAGUGAGGAACACGUCAAGUGUAUUUUAUUAGGGUACAGCCCGGAACCGACAAAGCUGAAGAAAUUAAUUUCCCAAGUUGUUGAAACGUGUCGGGAUGAAGAAAAAUCGAGAGAUGCAAUUGAUUCUGAAUCAGGAAGUCGAAUCUGUGAGAGAAGUAGUAAACGAAGAUCUGAUGGAUCUUCUUUGGGUGGGAGCAGUGACUCUGAGGUGGAAAAUAAACAGAAGAAAAGGAAGUCAUUGGAAAAAACUAACGGAGGGAGUGACUAAUAUCUCCGAAUGGAAAAGCAAUAACGUCGUAUUGUUUUUAAUUGAACUUUCUGGUUUUUAUUCUGUGGAGGUGUGUGUGGACGCAUUAUAUCGGGAUUCCUUUGAUAUUAUGUUGUAGAUGGUACAUAUUAGAAUAAUAAAUGCUAAUGAAUAUAAUAAUAAAUUCCGUAAAUUAUGGGUUUCCACUCUGAAGUAACGAAUGGACAUUUAUGAAUUCGAAUCAAUCUUAAAUUUGCAAAUAAAAUAUUUACU
This is a messenger RNA of Diachasma alloeum, 1211 nucleotides long. RefSeq lists its product as uncharacterized. Bases 177 to 959 code for a protein of 260 amino acids. The record is from RefSeq and is a predicted model, not a curated record. NCBI's taxonomy places the organism in Eukaryota, Metazoa, Arthropoda, Insecta, Hymenoptera, Braconidae. The transcript is spliced from 2 exons.